Messenger RNA from Paramuricea clavata, 12088 nucleotides. The record is from the annotation of a GenBank genome assembly. Lineage: Eukaryota; Metazoa; Cnidaria; Anthozoa; Malacalcyonacea; Plexauridae.
AUUAACCCAGUAAUUACCCAGAAUCAGCAUGCCGUACUUAAAAUGAUAUUGUUGUCAACAUGCUCUUUUUAGCUGUAGUAUAGCAUUAUCAUUGGCCAAAGUUCGGGAGAAUGUUCUUAUAAUCUCAACAGACCCUGCACAUAACAUCUCAGAUGCUUUUAAUCAGAAAUUUGGCAAAACUCCAACAGCAGUUAAACAGUGCCCAAAUUUGUUUGCAAUGGUAAGUUGGGGGAUCCUCACAAAGUCUGUAAAAUCCUACUGCAUAUACAGCCAUCAGAAUUAGAGGCAGCAAACGGCAAUUGCCACGUGGGAUUGGGAAACUUCAGCGGUGGCAAUUUUUGGUCUCGUCCUUACGUUGUAUAAUGUUAAUGUUUUCCAGCUGAAGUGUACUUUAUAAAAACAUUUGCACCACUGAUAAAAAGCAUCGCCCACAUGAACAUCAAACUCACUGGUAAAUUGAUAAUUAAACGAGACUUACAGGUCUGUAAGUUGAAGUUUGAUUGUAAUUCUGUCUUGUCAGUUGUCACCAGUCCGGUGUUCCAGAAAUUUCGCCCCCCCAAUUUCGCCCCCAGCCGAGGGGGGCAAAAUUCCGAGUAAUAUUCGCCCUCCCUGGGGGCGAAAUUCCUAGGAAACUCGGGCGAAAGGGCGAAUCUCCUUGGGGGGGGGGGGAAGUCCUGUGACACCGGAACGAAGGAGUUGGAAGACAUGCUUAAUGAAAAUCGUUUUUUGGAGGUCACAGCAAACGGCCUAAUACUCUAAAAUGCAAAAGUCAUAAUCCAUUGACAACUUCUUUUUGAGCUAUUAUGUUUGGGAAGAGAACUAUUUGUUCUUUAUAAUUUCAUAACUGGCAGAUAUUGCACAAUUUCACCUUCCCCAACACCCCCCGUUCUUUAUGCUAAUUUUUUUGGAGCUAUUAAAAGGGACAUGCCAUUGCAUUAUAGUGUGUGGCUAGUUAAUAUAUACAGUAGUUGUUGAACAUUAAUGUUAAGUCAUCAGCACUGAAGUUUCAAAAGUGACACAGACCUAAAACAGACACCUCUCUAAAACAGACACUUUGCUCUGUUCCUGUGGUAUCCUGCCAUAUAUAUGGGCAUUAUAAACAGAUUCAACUGUAUCUAAAAUUUGCGCAUAUAUUAUAUAAUUUAUAUAGUUGCUGUUUUCUCAUAAUUAGACUCUCACAUGAUUGUAUUUAUUGCAUGGCAGGAAAUUGAUCCAAAUGUUGGCUUCUCUCAAUUACCAGAUGACUUUGUUGAUGAACCAGGUUUGGCUCAAUACAUAUUUAAUUAAAUGUAAACUUCAUUACUUCAACUUAGCUGUGACAAAAUGAAACAGACAGGCAGACAUGUAUACUGUGGAAAUACGAAAACUUAACGUGUAAAAUUUUGUAUAAAGUGUUGUUUAACUUUACAGUUUGAGAGCAUCCUAUUGUGUUUUAUCACAGAUGCCGUUAGCUUAGGGAAACGUCUUGCUCAAGAUGUUCUUGGAGCAUUUCCUGGUAUUGAUGAGGCCAUGAGUUUUGCUGAAGUUAUGAGGUACUACUAUACAAAUGUUUAUUUAAUGUUAUAUUAGCGAACCUGAGCAAGGCUUAAUCAAGUACGGGGACGUGCCUUAAAUUUUACUCUUUUAUAAUUGGAAAGAACUACUUUAAGAACGUCAACAAGCAAGACAAAAGUGCAACGAGGACGGCUAUUAAUAUCAUAUUAAAGCCAAAAAAUUGAGCAGAAAUUAAGAAUUAAAAUCCCACGGACUUUUUUAGAUGUCGCUGUUGCUCUGUUUACAACGGCAAAGUUGCAAACAUAUCAGGCUGGGACAACUACUGCUUUAAAUUGGGUCUUAGAACUUUCUCAAUCAUAAAUCCUGUGUUAACGUUGAUCCUUAAACUGUAUUAUUUUUCAUACGAUAGAUAAUUGACGACAGGUUCUCUUCUGCAAUCAUUUGGUUGAACGAGUUUGUUUGCCGUCGCGUUAAGGUUUCCGUCCUACAUGCUUAAGGUCGCUAUUAAUUGUAUAAUGCGGUUGGUUAUUUACCUGUGGUUUGUUGAAAAUACUUUCUGCAUGAAGAAAAACUAUCAGCGUAUACAAAUUACAUAUAUUUAAUGUAAUGUUUUUGCAAACAUGUUGUACACAUUGUAGAUUAAAAAGUAGUUGUCGUGAAUAUUACAUGCAGUCUCUGAUGCUUUCGGGUUGUAUAUAUUGACUUGCAGUAAAUAUAUUUUCAUUGCAGACUGGUGAAACACAUGGACUUUUCUGUUGUAGUUUUUGAUACUGCUCCAACAGGACACACUUUAAGGUUGCUGUCAUUCCCAUCACUGAUAGAAAACUCUCUGGGAAAACUUCUUCAAAUUAAGAACCAGUUCAUCCCAAUAAUAAACCAAGUAAGUGUAUUAUAACUAUUAUAAUAAUUAUUGGAAGAGGUUAAGCGUGAUAUCGAGGACUAUCAAGACCGAACAUGAAGGUGCGUGUGCUUAGUACCGGAGACAUACGCCAGUGUUACGGCCUGGUACUUAUUUUUCUUCAACCAAGUACCACGUAGCUGACGUACUGGAUAGGUAUAGGCGGGACUCUUGCUAUCUGCGUAUACUGACUUUUUGCUGGUACCAUAUAACCUUUCGAAGAUAUUCAAAACUGUGAUUUAUUUGGUAUGAUAGAACUAAUGUCACUAAAGAAUGUUGGAGUCAAUUUUUGUACUGUAUAUGCAAUUGUGCUUCUUGUUCUAACUCGUAGUUUGAAUAUACUCUUCAAAAACCUGUACCUUAUAUGUAUACUGUCUUAAUCAUAAAGACUAAAUACACCUUGAGUCUCACGUUUGUACCAGCGCAAGUACGCGCCAAUAAUCAUCGGCGUACCAGUCAGGUACAACUAAACAUUUUGAAUUUUUGCACCCUGCGAGCUUGUAUGAUCGGCUGAGGCAUAUAAUUCUUGAUAUCACGCGAAAACCGAAUUCAACACUUAUUUUAUUAAUCUUAUUUUUUUUUUCUUUCUUACGUAUACAUCGCACUCAUCAGAAAAACCAAAGUUGUUUUAGUAAAAUAGUUUUAAGAUUGCACCAAGGAGCUGUCUUGAGGUUCGCUUAUCUUUUUCUCUUCAAGACACUUGUUAAAAUUUCUUACCGCUGUCUUUGUAGCGUGAUUAUAGUGUUUUGUAAAUCGUAAACGAAGCGAAUUCUCGCCAUAGUUUUAUUUUUUCUUCGUGUAUAAAUGAGCUGGCGUUGUGAUUAUUCACUACAGAUCAUGCAUAAAACAUUUUCCGUGUUGAUAUACAUGCAGUUAUAUCAACACGAGUGGAAAUUGGGAAAACGAGAAAUUGUGUGGAAACACGACGCCCGAAAGAGCGGAGUGUUUUCACACAAUUUCGAGUUUUCCCAUAUCGAGUUUUCCCAUGUAUAUCAAUACGGAAAAAAGUUUUAUAUUUGUUUUAUAAUAUAGCACAAAGAAAUAUAAAGAAAGAAAUUUUCCGACGUUUCCGUGUUGACAUUGAGUUAUGUCAACACGGCUCUUAGCCAAUCAGCGUUCAGAAUUUACAAAUGCUAUAUUAUAAAUCUACAUGUAAAAACUAUUAGGGAUUUUAAGCUUAACGUUUCCGAGCAACGGCAAACGGCAGGUCCGAAUUUUCUUGGCAAAAUUUUCGUUGAGCUUUUUCGUUUCAUAUUUCCUUUCAUGUGUCGAAAGAAUAAAUAUGCAUUGCGGUUUUGAAAUUACGAAUUCAUGUACUCUUUAUUGCCUGAUACCGUAAAAUUUGUCUUGGCGUUUGCCGUUUGACGUUAGCCUGUGUACAGCCGUUACUCUCGACGAAGCGCGGGAGAGAACUUUGUGAGUUGGAUGCAUAAUCCUUGUUCAGGUCACGUGGAUAGUUCCCAGGUUUGGGGACAGGCCUCUGAACAGUGCUUGAUUUGAAUAAUUUAUGACAAAUGAAGCUAUUUCAUUGGUUAAUUGAUAAUUAGUAGAGAUGUGCCGGAUACUGUUUUGUCGGAUACCGGAUAGUAGUCUACCGGAUACCGGUCAGGAGAAAAUGAUGACCGGAUACCACAUAAUAACCGGAUACCGGAUAAUAACCAGAUACUCCCAUACAAUAAUUUAUUAGAAACACAACAUUUUUAUAGCUUAAUUAACUAGUCCAACGUGGCAAUGUGUUUAAUACAAUAACUUCAAGAGUUUUUUGUCUCCCUGACCUAUUUGUCUUUACCAAGGCCAUAUCUUAUGAUUCACCUUACAUUGUUUACUGGUAUUCAGUAUAUAAAAUUCGUCGUAAUGCUGCGCACGCUCAGUAAUUGUUCGUGUUUCACAAUUUUUAAACGUCAAGUAAACUUUUCCGUUUCAUGAUUGUAACAAAAUAUCUUACAGUACUAUCCGGUAAAUAUCCGGCAAAUUUAUACCGGAUAGUGCCGGAUGUCUAAAUUUUACCGGUAUCCGGAUCCGGCACAUCCCGAAUAAUUAGCAUGCGUUUAAAAUAACAACACAAAAAUUUUAAAUUCAGAGAUUUCCAGAUCAAGAAUCAAGAUUUCCUUCGGGGCAUACAAAAAUUUGAAAGACUUGAAAUACAAUCUGUUGAGUUUAAUUUUGUGCUGUAUCGAAGUUUAAGAAAAUCAAGAUAAAAUUCUAGUGUUUGAACACUCAGCGAACAAUGCUGACAAAUAUAUAAAAUACAACAAACUAUCGGACGGAAAUUGACAAUUCUGUUUAUAAAGCAUUUUCUUUACAUGUAAUGUGUUUAACUUCGUCUUACUUGGCCAGUUAACUUUUAAUCACUUUAAAAUGCACCUUUUGAAUAACCAGUUGUGUUUAUAUUUAAUACUUUGUUUUUGUAAACAAAUAUACGCCAUAUGUACGCCAAGAACUGAGCUUGUACACCGGACUUGCCGGCAAUGAUCAUCGUUCAGCAUUAUUCGCAUUCAAAACAAAUCUCUUCAUCGAGAAAUAUAUACAAUAUAUUUCUCGUUUUUCAGAUUGUAUUUCAAGUCUUUCAAACUUUUGUAUUCCCCGAAGGAAAUCUUGUUUCUUGAUCUGGAAAUAUCUGAAUUUAAAAUUUUUGUGUUAUUUUAAACACAUGCUAAUUAUCAAUUAACCAAUGAAAUAGCUUCAUUUGUCAUAAAUUAUUCAAAUAAGCACUGUCCAAUCAGAGGCCUGUCCCCAAAUCUGGGAACUAUCCACGUGACCUGAACAAGGAUUAUGCAUCCAACUCACAGACGUUCUCUCCCGCGCUUCGUCGAGAUUAACGGCUGUACACCAUAGAUAUCUUAUAUACACUAGAUAGUGCAUCUAAUUAUUCUGCAAUUCAAAAAUUGAAGCCGUGAUUGCAGUCUCAGGUCGUUCCCAUGAAAUGAGAAGAUUCGUAUGUUUUCUAUUUCUUAAACAGGGAACUUAAACAUCAAGUUAACCCUAUUCCAAAUACGUUUUUAAACUAUUCAAAUGAUGAAAGUUAUUGUUGUUUUUAAGCGUUUAUUAGCAAGUGGGAACGACCAACAUGGCCGCCAUCUAUUCAAAUGGGGGUAACCGCUGGAAUAUUCUUGGCUUCAAUUUUACUAAAAGAGAUGCGCUAUAUCUAGUGUAUAUAAGAUAUCUAUGCUGUACACAGGCUAUUUGACAUACGAACGCGAAGCUUAAACUCUCUAAUAUCUGCAAGUGUAACGUCGUAAUUGCGCAAUAUCAAGAAUUAGUUGUAGCUAGACCAGUCAAUCAAAAUGGAUAUUACAUAGCCUACGUAUCUAAUUAUAUUGCUUGUAGGUAAAUUAAUUAAUUUGACUUUUUGUGGCAAGACGACAGUUAGGAUUACUAUUUUGUGAUAUAUAUAUAAUAUCAAUGUUCCAUUACAAUUAUUAUUCUUUAGAUCUUUACAAAAUGCAAUUUGUAAUUUGUUUAGUUUAGUGGCUUGCUGGGUAUGGAUGAUGCUGAUCCGAGUAUGGUAACGAACAAAUUGGAAGAGAGCAUGCCAGUCAUUAAAGAAGUUAGCGCAAAGCUGAAGGAUGCGGUAAUUUUCCUGUUUCUUGUAUAUAUUCCAUGUUGAUUGGACUAAAAUUUUUAACAUGAUUGGGUAAUUAUUAACAUGGAUGUUAUUCCAUCUCUAUGUUCUCCAUGUAGGACGUUAUCUACGUUUCUACGUAAUAGCAAUAAUACAACUCAGAAUUUUAGUCAGUAAGAAUACAAGCAUGUGCCAUGCACACCACGAUCAAGCAUCGAACAGUGAAAUACGCAUCACAAAUUUCGAUUAUAUCAACAGUAGUUUUUGUGAUUCCAAUUUCUUGAUUACGAUUUAUGGUAACAAACCUAAAAGGCUAGAACAAAGAUGACAACAUAUACCUGGAAUUUACUUUGCCGUGGACAUGCAGGUUUAAAAGAUAAAGAAACCAUUUUAAGUCUGACUAUAGGUACUUAAAUGCGAAAACAUAUAGGAAAACGGGGAAAAAACGCAGUGCAGUGAACGUUACUGUAUUCAUUGUAUUCGUGACAUCACGAAUUUCAAGUAGGUCACAUCAGCUGUUUCCUAUCCAUGGCCAAUGCAAUGGACAAAAUGAUUUAAGGAGAAAGAACUCAAGAUAAUUCUAAACUCUUAAAUACUCGACUUCCUACAGUGAAUGAAAGCGUCACUGUCAUCUUUUUAUUACCUGGCCUUCAGUGAUAGCUCAUCUCUUUAAUCAAGGUUCCAUGCACCGCACAAAAUGAAAGUUCCCUCCUCUCCCCCCCCCCCCCCCAGCCUUAAAUGUAUCAGCAUAAGUUCUAAACAAAUGAGUCCUUGAUAAUCUUUCUAGCACUAAUUAGACAUGUGAUUACACGAUUUCAGUACACUUUGUGGUUACCAACGAAUUGGCUUGUUGAUUGGUGAAUGAAUGAGUCUGACCGCACCACAUUUAACAUGUUAAUUGUGUUUUUGGUAAUUUUGUAGGAGGUUAAAGUCAUUCUUUUAAGCAUGAGUGUCCCCACUCGUCACACACUCAGAAUUAAGCAAACUUCCAUAGGUCUAAUUUAGUGCUAGGUGUGAUUAUCAGGAACUCGCUUGUUUAGAUUUUAUGCUGAUAUAUUUAAGGGGAAACUUUCUUUUUGUGCGGUAUUUAUUAUAGAAGUAAAAUCAGCAAAAUUGUAUUUUCCUUUUACGAAAGUUUCGCCAAAAACGUUAAUUUACUAUAUGGAACAAAUAAUUUCACUGGCCCGCUGCAAAUCAUACUUCGAGUUGUUUGUUGUUACUCAUUUCACCCUUGUUACUUAUUUUACCAGGAACAUACGACGUUCGUUUGUGUUUGUAUAUCGGAGUUCCUAUCUUUGUACGAGACUGAGAGACUAGUUCAAGAAUUAUCCAAGUCAGAUAUAGACACACAUAAUAUCAUCGUAAAUCAACUUAUAUAUCCAGAUACUAAUAAGAAAGGUUGGUAAAGUGCCUGACUUAUGGUUUUUACACGUAAUGAUCAGAUGCUACUAGAACCAGCUUUACGAAGUAGAUUUGUAGUGUAACAGUAGAUCGAAUUUGGUAGAAAGAACCUCAUUAUGGGGCUUCGGUUACGCCAGAGCACAAGCAUUUCACCUCGGAGAUCGUGGGUUCGAUCCACGCUAGCUGUGGUGCUGCGGACAUGUGAAUACCCUGCAUGUUAUACGCUGAUUUCAGACACAGAAUAGGAACAUUAUAGAAGGUCGACUUCUUGGUUUUGCGGACUUUUGCCUACAUGUUCCUGGCCAGUGCCCUUAUGAAAAACAUUCACCCCCUGAAAAUAUUCAAAAUGGUGGAUGUUCAGAGGCGAAUGUCUUUCAUAAGCUCACUGGCUAGGAACGUGGCUUGUGCAUUUUGGUGAUUAGUCAACUUUCUGUAAGGUUCCUAUUCUGUGUUUCAGAUGUAUUUUAAUAAUAUUUGAAUACAUAAAAAAUACGUGGAAAACGUCAUCUGACAGCAUCACCAACUGAAAAUAUUCGUGAUUAACAUCAAAUACCACCUAAAAUUGGCCCGACAAAUCGCAGCGUGCAAAGGUACGUUUGUGAUUUGUCCUACAAUACGAUUCGUAUUCUGGCGUAUGAAAAUCACUGCUGACGACACAAUUGCUCUUCUUUACGUUUAUGGCGAAAUUUGAAAUGCAACCACUUUACCUGUGCUUGUUCGAUUACAUACGCCAAAAUACAAUCACGACAAAUCACAGCGUUUUAACGUACCUUAAGUCUGGGCCUAACACAAGUCUUGAUUCGGUCGCUUUCCACCCACACUUUUGUUUUAUAUUUAGUAUCGAAUCAAAAUGCACCAGGAGAAAUGUAAAUUUCAUAUCACAACAAUCUAAUAAUAGUGACAAUCACUAAAUAUAUCAACCAAUUAAUUGUUACAUUAACCAACCAAAACGAUACAUCAAAUAUGGCGUGAUACUCAUGCUACAAAUAGCCAAUCAGAGCUACAACAUACAGGCGGUUGUAGGACACGAACGUCUAAAAACAUUACAUUACAUUACAUUACAUUAUUCAACCGUCGGGGGUUUUCAGGGACCGAUUACAUCAAGUAUUAAGCCGGUUUUCCACUUCACCCGUAUCGUACCGAAACGUACUGGUGAGCAUGCGCAGAUUGAAAAGAGGUUUAUAAAUCCUCGGACUUCCGGGUGUAUUCGCGUAUCAAAAUAAAACGUUCGUCGCAAGUCAACUUUUUGCCGUACUACGGAAGUACUAACAAAUCAACAUUCACGAAAUUUUGAAAUUUAAAAACGUUUUUGAUACGCUUCGGUACGGUACGCUUGAAGUGGAAAACCGGCUUUAGCCUUACUUAUGUUACUAAGCCUAAACUAUUUAUCUUUACAACAAUUGUGAUAUUACUUUCCUGACUAUGUUUAUCCUAACCCAUCCUGUUAACUUGCCCUGUGGGAGGAAACCGGAGCGCCCGAAGAAAAAUAAAGCCUGGUCGCAAUUACAAUUUCUGCUACCUAUAAACGUUUGGCAAUUUUACAACGAAUUCAGUUCAUUGAUUAUUCUCAACAAUUUUCAAACUUUAGGCACCUGUAGCCUAUGUGCAGCUAGAAUGAAAAUCCAAGCAAAAUAUCUGGAACAGGUGCGUAUAUGAAGGUUUUUGUUUUAGUGAAACAAGACACACUCACUAUACUACAGUUUAGAGAUGGUUUAUUGCUUGAGCAAGCAAGAAUUUUUCUAUAUAAGCGUAUAUUCUACCUAUAGGCGCUCCUAUCUGGAAGUGUGCAUGUGCAUGACGUUUGCCUUGUGAAACAAGUUGCACGCUGGGUUUGAUUCCUGCGGUUAUCUGAUUAAAAUCUGCUAGCGGUUAUGAUAAAUUAUUCAUUUAUUCGAGUAAUUGUGUAAUUCGUGUGCAAGUCUCGCGCAUAUAUUAUAUAUCUGAGAUUUCACAUAAUCUGCUCGAAUUAAAGUUUAUAUUUAUACACAAUGUCAGUGUGAUAAUCGAGCAUAACACUAGCAAGUGAGAUUGCCUCCCAGGGUGCGGUAAUGUUUAUUGCUGCGUAUACUUGAGCUGUACCAGUUUCCUAAACGGCAUUCAUUCUGUGCCUUCGUCCACUACGAGUUGAACAAGAACACAAUUGCAUUAUGCAAACACAUACAAUUCUAAUCCCAUUCUAAUGUUUCAGGCUAACAUAAUCUAUUUAGACAUAGCUACGUAGGGAUUUUCUUGCAAAAAAUUUUAAGGUGCAGAAGCUGUGCAGAACUUUUUUCCUCUAUAUUUCUGUAUAUUCCAUGUAAUUUUUUUCUUUCCCAAAGACCAAGUGCUUGCAUGAAUAUUUUUCCAAUUUCCGCUCUUUGAAUGAAUUUUGGUGUUGGAAAUUAGUAUCUGCAAAAUAUAAGUACAUUGGUAUAGUAGGAGUCCCGUUUACCUGCGUGGUGCUUGGCUGGGCUCUAGUAAAACACAAGAACGAGACCGUACCUCUACUCCUUCUAGUUUCACUUUACCAGACAGCGCUGUAUACAUACCUUACUGCAAAUAACGUCAGCCUCCAUAAUUUGUGUUCUAGUGGUAUGAUAUAGACUCGUUUACACCAUUACAUCUAUAACUGUUACAGGAAUCGAAACCUGCGGUCCUGCGAUUUCGGUGCAGCGCUCUAACCAAUUCCUGUCAGAGGAUCUACAGUUGUAUUUUUUCCAGCUGCUCUUGGUCAGAUCUAAAAUUGCAUAUUAUCUUUCGCUCGAAAUUUGCAUUUCCGAGCUGGAUGCUCAUGCUAUUCAUGGAGCGUACAUGGAGCACUUUCAACCCCGGGGUUGAACUCAGCCCUGGGUUGCAGGGCAGGAAAAAAUAAUUUUCUUCCUGGGAGCACAACCUGUAGACAAAAAUUUCCUGCAGACCCACGGAGUAUAAAUUAUUUUCCCCUAAAUCUGCAUGUGCAUAAGCAUAUAGUGUUCUAGCUGACCAUGGUUUUAAAUUCAAAGAAUAAUUUCUGUCAACCACAUGUUGGCAAGCCCAUAGUGCGGGGACAUGGGUGUUAAGGUUUCCUUUAAAUUUUCAACAGCAAAUCUUCAUUCAAACUCAUUUCCUGCAGCUGUUCAACAUUUCCUGCGAGCAGUGCUAGCGUACUCGCCUUCGUUUCCCACCCCUGCCGGGUUGGAAAUUUUUCGAUUACAUGGACGAUUUCAAUCCCGGGGUUGAAAUGCUAUACGUUCCCGGCGUUGAUUCCGGAAGUAAAAAGCGAUUCCCGUCCAUUAUUACCUAAAUCAUUCUCGACGUUCUUUAUAACGUUCACAUAUAAUGCUGUGUAUAUAUAACGUUCACUGAUAGGGCUAAAAUUAAGCUUGUGUGUCUUGUUGAUAAUUUAAUAUAUCAUUUCUUAGAUUGACGAUCUUUACGAAGACUUUCACGUGACCAAAUUACCGCUUCUUCCACACGAAGUGCGAGGAUGUGAUAAAAUAAAUGAAUUUUCACAAUAUCUACGUGAGCCAUAUGUUCCAGAAGAUAAUUCAAAGUAGAAUAUGGAUUUACAAACAUUCGCAACAAAUAUGUGCCAAAAAUGGUUGAAUACAUUAUACAUUUAGCAAAUUUUGGUAUAAAACGAUGAUUGUACAAAAUGAAUAAACGAAUUCUGGAAUUGCAUGCGCGAACCAUAUUAAUAGACUACCAUAAACCUCCGAAUAUAAUUAGCCCUGGGCUUAUAUUCGUUCGUAAGCAUUUUUAUGGACUUCAACCAAUUUUCCACUUCAAUCGUAUCGUAGCGAAACGUAGCGUAUUUCUUUGUUUCCCGAGCGGUAGUGUGGAACUAAUGACUUCGACACAAAAGAAAAUUCUACGGUUCGUUACGAUACAAUACGGCUGAAGUGGAAAAAAGGCUUUAUUCACGGGUGGGCUUAUAUACAGGGUGUCCCAAAAAAAGCACCCUCUAUAGAAAUUAUCUUAUUGUUAUAAUUUGAAUGCCUGAGCACUGUGCUGAACAUGCACAAGAGUGCGUAAACACAAUUGAAUUAAAUUUUUAAUUACCAGGAGCAUGAAAUCCUGUGCUUAACAACAAUAGGAUAAUUUCUGUAUAGAGGGUACUUUUUUGGGGGACACCCUGUACGGACGACAUUUGGUGUUAGUAAUAUUUAUUGUAACUGUGAACUACAACGUAAACGAAAUAUGAACUUAAGUGUAUAUAAACAUUAUAAAACAAGUUGGUUAACAUAUAAUACUCCAAUGCAAUUAUCGCCACUCGUCAGAGCUGUUGAAAUCCCAGUCGCCGCGUUAAUAAAUACCUGUCCAAUUAUAAGCCCAUGGGCUUAUAGACCCAUUGCACAUGACGUCACAGCGCCGGUGACGAUGCAUCUGAAGGACAAAUUAGCAAUCUAUGCUUAAUAUAACUUUUGUAAAGAAAGCAAAUUUUGUAAAACUUUAUAAUAAUUCUGUAUCAAAAUGGUUAGUUUUUGCGCUGUAUGUGGUUGUUGUACCCGAACAGAUAUUGUUAGGGAGCAUCUGGAGGACACUCUAAGGAUUUGUGACGUCAGUGCAAAGGGUCUAUACACGGGUGGGCGUAUAUUCGGAAGUUUACGUGGCGACAGAGAAGAAUGAAAAUUUUUUACCAUCACACGAAUGAAAACAUUCAUUAUUUGUUAUAUAAUGGCACUAUAAAGUUUAUAAAAUAGAUCAAUGUUAUGGAUCUUUUACAAGUACAGUACAUACCUGAGUUACAUGUUCAAAUUAAUAAAAAUAAAAAC